UAAUCUUUCAGUAAUGAUAUCGAUAAUUUAUUAUCGAUAUUCCUAUUAUCUCUAAUAUUUAGUUGCCCGCCAAAAACUGAUCUAAACGUGCAAAACAAAACGAUUAAUUUAGUCCUGAAUAGGGAUAUAUGUGUUUUGCGUGUUAUUUUAAUUUACUUCAAUUAAACAAUUAUGGCUGAUCCAAUUAGUUCGCCAGCACCGGUUACACCUACUGAUGCUACCGACAGACCGGAUUUACGGGCAGCCAUGACAUCGCCGGCUGCAGAGUUCGAACCAUUUGAGAACGAGGAUGAAAUUUUAGGUGAUCAAACUGUACGGGAUGAGGAGAUUGAAGAUGGCGAAGAGCUAUUUGGAGAUAAUAUGGAAAAUGAUUAUCGUCCCAUGCCUGAAUUAGAUCAUUACGAUCCAGCCAUAUUAGAUGAUGAAGAUUACUCCGAAUUAUCUCAAGGUGAACGUUUGGCCGCUGAAGCUGAAAUGCGUAGACGAGAUCGAGCGAAAGGUAUUAUACAUCGCGAUGAUCGUGACUUGGGUUUUGAGCAGAGUGAUGAUGAUGACGAAGCAUUGGGUCCUCGAGCCAAGAGAAGGGCUGGAGAGAAAGCAGCUAUGGGCGAAGUAGAUGAUAUAGAAAUGGUCGAGUCGAUAGAAAAUUUAGAAGAUACUAAAGGUCACUCUACAAAAGAAUGGGUGAGCAUGUUGGGUCCUCGUACCGAAAUCGCUAAUCGUUUUCAAUCUUUUUUGCGCAACUUUGACGAUGAACGUAGUUCAUAUACAUAUCGUAACCGUAUCAGACAGAUGUGCGAACAAAAUAAGUCCUCUUUCGUAGUAUCAUAUACGGAUUUGGCUCACAAGCAACAUGUUUUAGCUUACUUUCUGCCAGAGGCGCCAUUUCAAAUGUUGGAAAUAUUUGAUAAGGUAGCUAAAGAUAUGGUUUUAUCGAUAUUCCCCACCUAUGAAAGAGUAACUACAGAAAUUCAUGUACGCAUCUCGGAGCUGCCACUAAUUGAGGAACUGCGUACUUUCCGUAAAUUACAUUUAAAUCAGUUAGUGCGCACUUUAGGCGUGGUAACAGCUACUACUGGCGUUUUGCCUCAAUUGUCAGUCAUUAAAUACGAUUGCGUUAAGUGCGGUUACGUGCUGGGACCAUUUGUUCAAGCUCAAAAUACGGAAGUUAAACCGGGUUCUUGUCCCGAAUGUCAGAGUACGGGACCAUUUUCGAUUAAUAUGGAGCAAACGUUAUAUCGUAAUUAUCAAAAAAUCACUUUACAAGAAUCACCGGGACGUAUACCUGCCGGUCGUAUACCACGUAGCAAAGAUGUUAUUCUACUUGCCGAUCUAUGCGAUCUUUGUAAGCCAGGUGAUGAGCUGGAAAUUACUGGCAUUUACACGAAUAACUAUGACGGUUCCUUAAAUACUGAGCAGGGCUUCCCAGUGUUUGCAACAGUUAUUAUAGCUAAUCAUGUGGUAGUAAAGGAUUGUAAACAAGUUGUACAAUCGUUGACGGAUGAGGAUAUUGCCACUAUACAAAAGCUUAGUAAAGAUCCUCGUAUUGCUGACCGUAUUGUCGCUUCAAUUGCUCCGUCUAUAUAUGGUCAUGACUACAUCAAACGUUCGCUGGCUUUAGCUUUAUUCGGCGGUGAAGCUAAAAAUCCUGGCGACAAACACAAAGUGCGUGGUGAUAUUAAUUUAUUGAUCUGUGGAGAUCCGGGUACAGCGAAAUCACAGUUUUUAAAAUAUAUUGAAAAGAUUGCACCCCGAGCCGUGUUUACCACUGGCCAAGGUGCCAGUGCAGUAGGCCUAACAGCCUAUGUGAGACGCAAUCCAGUUUCCAAAGAGUGGACACUGGAAGCGGGCGCUUUGGUUCUGGCCGACCAAGGUGUUUGUCUGAUUGAUGAAUUUGAUAAAAUGAACGAUCAAGAUCGUACAUCAAUCCAUGAAGCUAUGGAGCAACAAUCGAUUUCCAUUUCUAAAGCCGGCAUAGUAACAUCGUUGCAGGCUCGCUGCACGGUAAUAGCUGCUGCCAAUCCCAUAGGCGGACGUUAUGAUUCAUCAAUGACCUUUUCGGAAAAUGUUAAUUUAUCUGAUCCGAUUUUAUCACGUUUUGAUAUCUUAUGUGUUGUUAAAGACGAAUUUGAUCCAAUGCAAGAUCAACAUUUAGCCAAAUUUGUCGUAAAUUCCCAUAUAAAACAUCAUCCAUCCCGUGAACCGACUGAAGAAGACUUACAAGCGAAUCCUACUAAUGAAAUACCGCAAGAUUUACUAAGACAAUAUAUCGUGUACGCUAAAGAGAACAUACAUCCCAAGUUAACGAAUAUUGAUGAGGAUAAAAUUGCUAAAAUGUAUUCGCAAUUGCGUCAAGAAUCAUUUGCUACCGGCUCAUUGCCAAUUACGGUGCGACAUAUUGAAAGUGUUAUACGUAUGGCGGAAGCGUACGCCCGUAUGCAUUUGCGUGAAAAUGUCGUUGAAGACGAUGUCAAUAUCGCUAUACGUAUGAUGCUUGAAAGUUUCAUUGAGGGUCAGAAAUUCAGUGUUAUGAAGAAGAUGCGCAACGCAUUCCAGAAAUACUUGGCUUUCCAGAAAGAUCAUGCGGAAUUAUUAUUCUUCAUUCUAAGGCAAUUGACAUUAGAUCAAUUGGCGUAUAUACGGUGCAAAGAUGGUCCCACCGCUACGCAUGUUGAAAUUAUGGAACGCGAUUUAUUAGAACGAGCGAAACAAUUGGAUAUAUUUAACUUGAAACCGUUCUAUGAAUCGGAAAUAUUUAAAAAGAAUGGUUUCAAUUACGAUCCAAAAAGACGCAUCAUCUUACAAAUCGUUACAGAAGCGGCGGUUUGAUAAAAUUCUUAAUCGAAAAUUUUUUUUCAUUUUAUCGCUAAUAUUAAGGUUAGGUUUAAAAUUUAUUUAAUUUUAUGAAUCGUAGAUAUGUUCGUUUGGUUAAUUUUAUGAUAAUUUUUAUGUUAUUCUAGGA
Glossina fuscipes is the source of this 2962-nucleotide messenger RNA. It is a transcript of the gene Mcm2, whose product is annotated as DNA replication licensing factor Mcm2. The record is from RefSeq and is a predicted model, not a curated record. Gene Ontology annotation, cellular component: MCM complex; nucleus. The coding region runs from base 172 to 2829 and encodes 885 amino acids. Gene Ontology annotation, biological process: DNA replication; double-strand break repair via break-induced replication; mitotic DNA replication initiation. The transcript has 4 exons. Lineage: Eukaryota; Metazoa; Arthropoda; Insecta; Diptera; Glossinidae. Gene Ontology annotation, molecular function: 3'-5' DNA helicase activity; ATP binding; single-stranded DNA helicase activity.